AUGGCGACUGCACUCGACCAUCUCCAGCUCGGCGGCAAGAUCGAAUGGCUGUCGCAGCUGGACACGGCGUACCAGCCGGAGCGGAACCUGCGCCGGACGUCGAUCAUCUGCACCAUCGGCCCCAAGACCAACUCGGUUGAAGCCAUCAACAAGCUCCGCGAGGCCGGCCUGAACGUUGUGCGGAUGAACUUCUCCCACGGCAGCUACGAAUAUCACCAGAGCGUCAUCGACAAUGCCCGCCAGGCUGAGAAGGUCCAGAACGGCCGCCCGAUUGCCAUCGCUCUUGAUACCAAGGGGCCGGAAAUCCGGACGGGUAACACCGUUGACGAUGCUGAUCUCCCAAUCUCGGCCGGCCACAUCAUCAACAUCACCACCGACGAGAAAUAUGCGACGGCCUGCACUACCGAAAACAUGUAA
Messenger RNA from Thermothelomyces thermophilus ATCC 42464, 417 nucleotides. RefSeq lists its product as uncharacterized. Gene Ontology annotation, biological process: glycolytic process. The record is from RefSeq and is a predicted model, not a curated record. NCBI's taxonomy places the organism in Eukaryota, Fungi, Ascomycota, Sordariomycetes, Sordariales, Chaetomiaceae. Gene Ontology annotation, molecular function: potassium ion binding; pyruvate kinase activity; magnesium ion binding. The coding region runs from base 1 to 417 and encodes 138 amino acids. Gene Ontology annotation, cellular component: cytoplasm. The transcript has 2 exons.